AUGGGUGCUUUCUCCAAAGCGACAUUAGCAUUGGCGCUGGCGCACUAUGCCACAGCCCAAUUUGUGCCUGCGCCGACGGACUUGAUCACGAAAAAGGGCUAUGCAGGUAUUGAUGUCCGGUACAAGGAGGUGCCAGCCGGUAUUUGUGAACAGGAUCCCGAUGUGAAGAGUUACUCUGGUUAUGCUGAUGUAGGAGAGAAUGAACAUAUUUUCUGGUGGUUUUUUGAGAGUAGAAAUAGUGAUCCUGAAAAAGCUCCACUUACCGUCUGGAUCAAUGGUGGACCUGGAUCAUCUUCAAUGAUUGGAUUGUUUCAAGAACUAGGCCCUUGCGGAGUGGACUAUGAUGGCAAUGUAUACAAUAAUCCGCACUCUUGGAGCAACGUCAGCAAUAUGAUUUUCAUCGAUCAACCAACAACCACUGGUUUUUCCUAUACAAUUCCUGUUCCAGGGUACACCGAUGAUAAUGGGUAUAUCAUUCAGCUGCCCGACAACACAUGCCCUGAUUACGCUGAAGCAUAUGGAACAUGCGGUACUUAUUCCAAGGCGGAUAUCAAGCUAGUCCCCAAUUCAACAGAGGGUGCUGCGCCAAAUAUGUGGAAGACAUUGCAAGGUUUCAUGGGAGCGUUCCCGCAGUACUCGCAAAAUGGCUUCAAUUUCGCAACUGAGAGUUAUGGAGGCCACUAUGGACCAGUCUUUACUACCUAUAUCCUUGAACAAAAUGCGAAAAAGGUCCCGGGAACAGUUCAAAUCGACCUUCAAAACGUCCUUAUCGGAAAUGGCUGGUUUGAUCCCCUGAUCCAAUACCAGGCCUAUUACAAUUUCUCCGUGUGGCCGGGAAAUACAUACGACUUCGACCCAUAUAAUGAUUCUAUCAAGGCAGAGUGGUAUAACAACCUCUAUGGAGAAGGCAACUGUGUUGAUCAGACCCUUGAAUGCUAUGCCACCGGACGAGAUGACAUUUGCUCCACGGCAGAUGAUUUCUGCGCUUAUGAGGUUGAAUUGAUGUACGACACUUAUGCCGGUCGUGACGAAUACGAUUUCCGUGAGCUCGAGUCUGACCCGUUCCCAUACGUCUUCUACGUGGACUACCUCAACUCUCCUAAGGUUCAGGCUGCUAUUGGUGCUUACCAGAAUUUCUCGGAGUCCUCUGAAACUAUCGGCAAUAGCUUCGGCAGUACUGGUGAUGAUGAUCGCAAGUCUGGCACAAUAGGCGAUGUGAAGCACUUGCUGGAGUCUGGUGUUCAAGUGGUAAUGUAUUUUGGAGAUGCUGAUUACAACUGCAACUGGCUGGGUGGACAAGUCGUUGCGAAAGAAAUAAAUGCUCCUGGAUUUGAGCAAGCGGGUUUCGUUAACCUCACUACCUCAGAUGGAAUUGUCCAUGGCCAAGUCCGACAGAGUGACUUGUACACCUUCAUUCGGAUCUACGAGUCCGGUCAUGAAGUUCCGUUCUACCAGCCCCUGGCUGCGCUUUCAUUCUUUGAGAGAGCCAUCUCUAGGAAAGACAUCGCGACCGGUAAACAGAGUGUCACUCAAUACGGGGGCUAUCACACGGUGGGAACACCGACGAGUGACUUCCGUGAGGGUAACAGUACCAUUGUCUUCGUGAAUCUCCCUGCCAAUGCCACAUACAACACCACUCUCAAUGGACCAAAUACUCCCUAUUAG
Messenger RNA from Penicillium malachiteum, 1665 nucleotides. RefSeq names its product Peptidase S10 serine carboxypeptidase. Gene Ontology annotation, biological process: proteolysis. The coding region runs from base 1 to 1665 and encodes 554 amino acids. The record is from RefSeq and is a predicted model, not a curated record. Lineage: Eukaryota; Fungi; Ascomycota; Eurotiomycetes; Eurotiales; Aspergillaceae. Gene Ontology annotation, cellular component: fungal-type vacuole. Gene Ontology annotation, molecular function: serine-type carboxypeptidase activity. The transcript has 6 exons.